This is a messenger RNA of Lodderomyces orthopsilosis Co 90-125, 447 nucleotides long. Its product is annotated as cytidine deaminase. Gene Ontology annotation, cellular component: cytosol. Gene Ontology annotation, molecular function: cytidine deaminase activity; zinc ion binding. Bases 1 to 447 code for a protein of 148 amino acids. The record is from RefSeq and is a predicted model, not a curated record. Lineage: Eukaryota; Fungi; Ascomycota; Pichiomycetes; Serinales; Debaryomycetaceae. The transcript is spliced from 4 exons.
AUGGCUAUCCAAGUUUACAAUGACCACCUAGAAGUGUCUGAUAAAGACUUCGACAAGCUUAGGGAUCUAGUCACUGAGGCUAAAAGUCUAUCAUAUUGUCCUUAUUCCAAGUUUAGGGUUGCUAGCUGCGUAUUAACCGAAUCGGGAGACUUCAUCACUGGAGUGAAUGUCGAAAAUGCUUCAUAUGGUGCAGGAAUUUGCGCUGAGAGAGCAGCUAUUUCAAGAGCAGUGAGCCAAGGUCAUAGAAAAUUUAGAGCCAUUGCAAUUGCAGCAGAUACACCUAAGCCUAUUGUGCCUUGUGGAAUAUGUCGACAGUUUAUGCGGGAGUUCAAUGAAGAUAUUGUGCUUUUCCUCUUCAGUAAGGAAUCAGAUCACAUUAAGGUCUAUUUGAAGGAUCUUCUUCCUUUGAGCUUUGGGCCAGAGGACUUAGGCAUUGAAAUAAAGUAA